Molecule: messenger RNA, 2989 nt
Organism: Chilo suppressalis (striped riceborer)
Lineage: Eukaryota; Metazoa; Arthropoda; Insecta; Lepidoptera; Crambidae
Source: the annotation of a GenBank genome assembly
AAAUCAUUGUCAUUUUAUAAAAAAUCCUCUCAGUUUGCAGUAUAUUUGUAAAUCUAAGUUAGAACAACACAAAUAAGAAGAAAUGGAUCUUCCAUUUGAGGUGUUGGUCUAUUUAAUGAAAUAUUUACCAAAAUCAGACAGAAAGGCUGCUAGUGAGAUAUGUCGCUCCUGGUACAUGGCUGCUAAUGACUACUGUUUCUUGAAGAACAAAGUAGUAAUAUUCUAUAAAUCAGUCUUGAAUGAUGAAGAAACCUCACCUUCCAAUAUUUUUGAAAAUUCAUCAACCAUAUUUUUUAAUUACUUAUUCAGUGAAGUUGAAAUACCAAAUAAGAUUAAUGCAUUUUGGGAUAAAUUAGGAGAAAACAUAAGAUGUUUAACUCUUAGGAACUGUGAUAUCAAUGAAAAGGUAUUUGUUUAUAUAUUGCAAAGAUGUUGCAAUCUCCAUUCACUAAACAUAGAAUGUUGUAAGGAAUUAUUUAUGUCAGGACGCCUGUUGGAAGGCAAGACAGAAGGACUUCUUGCGGAAAGUCUUAACAACUUAAAAGCCUUAAGUUUAUCUGGAAAUCAAUAUUUGACUGAUGCAUUAUUCAACAGAUUUAUUGUAGCAUCUCCAGCUUUAAUAGAAUUAAACUUGUCUGGUUGCUCUUUACAAUUUCAUCUUGGAUUGGUAAAAAAGUUUUAUCCUCCAGGAUCUGAUGUUUUUCAAAACCCAUCAGAAAGUGUUUUAACUUUUUACUUUGUUUUACAAUUAAUUAUAUCAAGAGCAGAACACAUGAAAAAGUUGUUUUUUUCCAACACCCUUAUAGAUGGAGCAGCAUUAAAAUCUCUAUCUGAAGUUGAAAAUUUGAGAUUAGAAAGCCUCGAAGUGAAUUCCUGUGAUCAGUUGACUAAUACUGGUAUAUUAGCAUUAACAAUUAAUCAAACUACUUUAAAAGAAUUAGAUAUUGGUUUAUGUACAAGAGUAACAGAUCAGUCACUUGUUUAUAUAUGUAAAAAUCUAGUCAAUCUAGAAUACUUCAAUAUUCAAAGGUGUCGAGCAGUCACAGAUUUGGGUAUUAUUGAAUUAAAUAAACUGAAGAAAUUAAAGUCAUUAAAUAUUUCGCAAUGUGAAUUAAUUACUAAAGAUGGCUUAGAAAAGGGAAUAUGUGCAGUAGAAAAUAAUAUAUUAGAAGAAUUAGAUGUCCAUUCUCUUAAUAUUGAUGAAAGUGCAGUCAUCAUGAUUUCAGAAAAAUUUCCUAAUUUACGUUCUUUAGAUGUAAGUUACUGUUUUAACGCUGUAACUGACACAUCAAUUCAAGUUAUUUUCAAAAACCAAAUAUAUCUUCAAACCUUGAAAAUGAGUCACUGUGACAAAGUUUCUGAUGCUGGAUUAACAGGAAUGGGUAAAGUGGAAGAAACUGGUGAUGAUGGCCCAAUAAUGUCUAAUUAUGAUGAAUCUGGAAACUCUCAAAAGAUACACUUAGGAUCUAGAGCAGAGGAGGAAAUUGUCAGAGAUGCAAGAAGGAAGCGUGAUGUCUUGUUAAUGUGUGCAAAACUGACAACUGAUACCUUCACAGGUUUCUCUCUAGCAAGGAUCAAAGGGUUGAAGGAACUUGAUAUUAGUAGUUGUAAUAGAAUCACAGAUGUAAGUCUUACCUAUGCAUUUAACUUCAAGGAACUCACUAAUUUAAAUCUGAGCCGAUGUCAACAAAUAACACAGGAGGGUAUUGGAUAUCUAGUCAAGAAUUGUCCCAGCAUAGAAUAUUUAAAUCUGAUUGAUUGUUACAAUUUAAAAGAUGAGGCUGUUGCAGAAAUAGUCAAGGGUCUUAAAAGACUACAGCAACUUGAAUUACGGGGAUGCAAUCAAGUAACAGAUAAAACACUAGAAGCAGUGCUGACAUAUUGCAAGAAACUCAAAUAUCUGGAUGUGCAAGGCUGUCGUAACAUAUCACCUGAGCUGGCUUGUCCUAUUGGAAGCUUACCAACACUGCACACAGUGUUAAUGUCUAAACCUGGACCUUACAUUUCAGAUGGUGUAAAAAACAGAUCACCAGCACCAACUUUUUUACCCGCUUUGAUGAGAAAACUGCGUUUACACUGAGAAGUUGAAACUGCCAGUCAAUUGUUUUGUUGUAUAAUAACAAAGCAUGAACAAAGUGUGAAUUCUUAACUUCAUGAAAAUCUAGUUCCAUAUCAAUAAAUAAUACUCAGUGUAAGAAAAAAAAAUAAGCCUUUAAAUUUGAUCUAAUACAGUUAGCUCUUGAACUUCAUCCAAAUAUUAAUUUAUUUAAUUUGGGUUUUCCCCUUCACUAACUCUAGGAACUAAUUUUGUCACCUAAAAAUUAAGAAAAUGUACUAUAUGUGACCGAGUACUAUUCAUUUAUAAAUAUGUAUAGUUUUAAAGAACAUAAACAUAUUUAAAUGAGACCAAAAUGGCACUACAAUCACCUGAAAUGAGCAAGGCACUGGGUCCACGCGACAUUACGAUAUAUUAUGCUGUUAAGACAAAAAAGGUCUAUGAAUUAGAAGCUAUGUCAUUACAUUUGAUUUCUGCCAAUGACAGGUUGUUAAAAUAAUUGCAUUUUAAAAAGGCACAAGUAGUCCCCGCCCCAACUUCCUUUGGCAACAGCCGCCAAUAGAGUGCACUAGUCUCUUUCACUCUCAUUCAUAAAGCAGAUCACAUCUCGCUUUCUAGCCUCUGUAAGUAAAUAAGUAAUCAAUAACUAUUUUUCAUUAAUUUCUUUUAAACUGUUAUUACGAAUGAAAUGACAAGUUUUUCUUGCCUCUUAUAGUUCCCGUGUAUUUUGUGUACUAUCUAAAACACACAUAGGCUUUUCUUCUGGAAAAACGUAAAAUAUUUACACGUUGUCGCCAAGUUAUAGCCGCGGCGAGAGAGAAUUUUAUACUUCAAUUAGAAAAAACCUUUGUAUAUUUCACGUGCCUUAUUUGGAUGGCAAAGAUCUCGAAAUCUUUGGUUCCACCAAGCAGAUCUGUACACUAUAGAUUAGGG